ACCAACUCCUCCCUCCAACGUGACAUGGAGCGCGAGACUUUGAAGUCGAUCCGAUCCAGCUCUCCAAACUUCGAGUCGAUAGACGAGACGGAUCAGAUCGGUUUCAUCGGAUCGACGGAUCCAGAUAAGUUGAGUUCGUAAGAGAGUUGAAUUCUUGUACAGGUCCAAAAGAAGUCCAGAUUUAUCUCACAAGAAGUUGGAAGCCCAAAAAAAUUGCCGUUUUAAAGUUUUGGUGGACCCGGAGUGGGGAGCAGCACUCCACGUCAAAAACCGAGACGACGAGAUUCGCCUAAUUUCCGACUCGAAUCGGCCUUCUUCCGCGGAAAACUUAAUUGCCGCGAAAUUUCCAGCUGCACUGGGAAAUUUGCCCCUCCCGAUCGUCUUCUCCGAAGGCGUUCUUCCGAUCGAGGAAGUCCGAGAAACUUUCGCCUCUCCUCCCCCGCCACCUAUUCGGAGAGAGAAAUUUGGUGAAUUCGAUCAGAAUUUCCUGGUCUGGACUGUUGGUGACUCGGGAAACACGAUGAAUAUUUUCGGGAAAAAGCCGACAACAAAAGAAGCGGUGCGCGCAAGUAAGCGAGAGAUGGCCGUCGCCACAAGAGGUGUCGAGAGGGAGAUUGCAGGACUGCAAUUAGAGGAGAAAAAGCUUGUUGCAGAAAUAAAGAGGACAGCUAAGACUGGGAAUGAUGCUGCCACUCGGGUGUUGGCUCGUCAACUUGUGAGGCUCAGGCAGCAGAUCUCAAAAUUGCAAGGAAGCCGUGCACAGAUGAGAGGGGUUGCGACCCAUACUCAAGCAGUGUAUGCCACUACUUCGGUUGCUGCUGGUAUGAAAGGUGCCACCAAAGCAAUGUCAUCAAUGAACAAGCAAUUAGCACCUGCAAAACAGAUGAAGAUUAUGAAAGACUUCCAGAGGCAGGCAGCGCAAAUGGAUAUGACUAGUGACAUGAUGUCAGAGACGAUUGAUGAUGUCUUAGACGAUGACGAAGCUGAGGAGGAAUCUGAGGAGUUGACGAGCCAGGUGCUCGAUGAAAUUGGAAUUGAUAUUGCUUCACAGUUGUCUUCAGCCCCUAAAGGAAGAGUUGCAGGGAAGACCGUUGAAAGUGUGAGCAGACCGGAUGUGGAUGAGCUAGAGAAGAGGCUCGCGGCUCUGAGAAGUGGCUGAAUUUUCACGGCGUGGCCUUCGAACCACAAAGACAGGAAUUUGUGCGAGACUGAAUGGACAAGACAAGGUUUAAUUCACGAUUUAUUGGACUAUUUUGUCUCCUCCGAAGAAACUGUAUAAAUGAUCAACUGAAGUAUUAAUUUGCUUCCACCAUCAGUUGUGUACACUGUACAGCUCACGUAUGUAUCGUGAUAAACCAUAUUAUGAUCAA
This is a messenger RNA of Nymphaea colorata (pocket water lily), 1370 nucleotides long. Its product is annotated as vacuolar protein sorting-associated protein 2 homolog 3-like. The record is from RefSeq and is a predicted model, not a curated record. The coding region runs from base 521 to 1159 and encodes 212 amino acids. NCBI's taxonomy places the organism in Eukaryota, Viridiplantae, Streptophyta, Magnoliopsida, Nymphaeales, Nymphaeaceae. Gene Ontology annotation, biological process: protein transport; endosome transport via multivesicular body sorting pathway; late endosome to vacuole transport. The transcript has 11 exons. Gene Ontology annotation, cellular component: ESCRT III complex; multivesicular body.